AUGGAAAGAGGAAGCUUACCUGAUAUGCUUAGAAAUGAUAAAGAAGUAUCAAAGUUGGAUUGGUCAAAGAGGUUUAAUAUUAUCAAGUGGGUAGCACAAGCUUUAUCUUACAUGUACAAUGAUUGUAAUCCGCCAAUUGUUCAUAGAGACAUAUCCAGCAAAAACAUUUUACUGUCUUCAAAUCUUGAAGCUCAUGUCUCAGACUUUGGCAGAACAAGAUUCUUAAAGCCUGAUUCGUCAAUUUGGACAACAUUUGCUAGCACAUAUGGCUAUACUGCUCUUGAUCAACUACAAAGGGAUUCUGGACCCUCGUUUAUCAUCAACAAAUCAGCAAAACUUGAAGAAAUUGGCUUUGAUUUGGCAUCUGGCUCUUCAAUGCUUACAAGCAAACCCUCAUGCUCAAGCAGCGAUGUGCAAUCUUGCACAAUUGAUGGAGAUGGAGAGUGCUCAUGA
Neltuma alba is the source of this 453-nucleotide messenger RNA. RefSeq names its product MDIS1-interacting receptor like kinase 2-like. The record is from RefSeq and is a predicted model, not a curated record. NCBI's taxonomy places the organism in Eukaryota, Viridiplantae, Streptophyta, Magnoliopsida, Fabales, Fabaceae. Bases 1 to 453 code for a protein of 150 amino acids. The transcript is spliced from 2 exons. Gene Ontology annotation, molecular function: ATP binding; protein kinase activity. Gene Ontology annotation, biological process: protein phosphorylation.